Molecule: messenger RNA, 1221 nt
Organism: Triplophysa rosa
Lineage: Eukaryota; Metazoa; Chordata; Actinopteri; Cypriniformes; Nemacheilidae
Gene: h2bk1
Exons: 2
Coding region: 50-403 (117 amino acids)
Cellular component (GO): nucleosome
Molecular function (GO): structural constituent of chromatin; DNA binding; protein heterodimerization activity
Source: RefSeq, a predicted model, not a curated record
AACACGUACUUUAAAUGAAAUAUCGGUCACUAUUGUGUAAAACUCCAGUAUGUCCAAUGAUGGAACUAAAAAGAAGGGAAAAGUGCCCGGGGAAAAAAAGACAACUAAAAGAAGAGCGAAGAGGAGGGAAACCUAUGCGGUGUAUAUCUACAAAGUUUUGAAGCAGGUUCAUCCAGACACUGGCAUCUCCAGCAGGGCAAUGAGCAUCAUGAAUUCAUUUGUGAAUGAUGUGUUCGAGCGCAUCGCUACAGAGGCUUCGAGGCUGGCACAGUAUAACAAGCGCUCCACCAUCACCAGCCGAGAGGUGCAGACCGCGGUCAGACUCCUGCUGCCUGGAGAACUCGCCAAACACGCCGUGUCCGAGGGGACCAAAGCCGUCACCAAAUACACAAGCUCGAAGUGAACUCCUUGAAUGGGUGGGGGCAUUGCAACUUAAAACAAUGAAAACGUAUGUUAAAGGGAUUAUUACUAAUAAAUGUGCACAUAGAAAACUGAGUUGUGCAUUCAUCUUAAGAUGAGGAUAAAUGGUUGUUUUAUUUGUAAAGUGCAAAAAAAACAUCCGUGCAGUGGACAAAACGUAUUAUCCCUUACCCCAACUGAACUUUGACACUAGCAAACAAUACGGUCAUGAUAUCUGAUUAUCAGAUUUGAGAUGCCAUGUGUUCCUGCUAGUAUGACAAGGUACUACUAAUACCAUGCAACUGACUUGGUUAAAGUCUGACACUUUGGCCAUGUUUUGUUUUAAUGAAACACGGCGGUUUAGAAAAAUAUUCAAUGGAAUGUUAUAUACGUAUAUGCAUGCAGUUUGGUGUCUCCAAUAUUUUGCAGGACAGGGCAAGAUGACCUGAGUUUAUCCUAGAAUUUAACAGGAAUUUCUCUGCGACACAACAUACUGUACAAGAGCAGAAGUCUGAAGGUAUUUCAACAAUGUAAAUCUAUGUAGUGUUGUAUUCUCGUCACCAGAUGGCGUCAUUGUAACACUAUUGAGACGACAGCAGGAAUAUUGCCUCACCAAGAUGCAUCGUCACAGGUUAUGAUAUUACAUUUUCAGGAGGUAACGAUUGAAUUAGGAAAAAGCUAAACUGAAAGGUGUAUAAUAAAAAGCACGUUUGUAUGAAUGAACGCAAAUCAAAUUAGACAUUGAAUUCAGUGUUUUAAUGUUUUUUAAUUACAAUUUAAUGAUUUGACUGCCUGUAUUUGAUGUAAUCGUAAGCAACCCAA